UCGCGUUACUUAUCCUAGUACAGCUCUAGUGUGUUUACAAGUUAACUAUUAAAAAAAAAACAAAAAAAAAAAAAUUGCCAGAAGCCCGAAAAAAAAAAUAAAACUACGAACUAAACCCGAAACUGGUGAUGAGUGAACUAAAACGCGUCAGUGUUCACCAUGGGCUUAAAUACAACGGAGUUGUUUAGUCCCCCACCAUAAUACUAUACAUAUAGUGACGAUUGCACGUCCGGAUUUGUAACGUUCGUUGGUUCUUUGUACUAACUAGUAAAAUUCAUCCCCGAUUCACUUACCCCUCCACACUCACAACUCACACAAUCCCAGUUAAGUAGAGAAGAGGAAGAAAGGAGAAAGAUGCUGAAGACUCGUGCGGUCGUACUAUAUAUAUAUAUAUUUAUGCGUCCCUCGAGGAAAAAGCCCGCGAAAUCCUCCCAUCAGCUGUCCCGGUAUAUAACUAGGCUGCUCCAGGUUGCCAUUGCCAGGUACUUGGUACUUGUGGGGGUUAGAUCAAUGCUGGAUACUGGAUACUGGAUUUAAUUUUAGAUUCUCUCUGGGUGCUUCAUUUCAUGCUCAAUGCUGGAUUAAAAGUUAAUAAAAAAAAGAUAAAGACUUAUACUGUAUAGGUGACAAUGAAAGAAAGAUCCGUUGGUUUUUUAAGCGAGUAACAACACUAUCAAUGGGAAUCGCAGGCUCGCACAUCGGAUGGACAUCACCGAGUCUUCCUUACCUAAAAUCAGAAAUUUCUCACUUGCCGAUGAGCAACGACGACAGUUCGUGGAUUGCCUCGUUCUUCCUUUUAGGAUCAGUGCCAGGAAACCUCCUGGCUGCGUUCAUCGUCGACACGAUUGGAAGGAAGCUCAGCCUCCUAUUAGCAGGCGUUCCCUUGACUUUGGGCUGGCUGCUGAUAAUCUUCGCGCGCAAUGCUUACUACCUCUACGCUUCGAGGUUCAUCAGCGGGUUCGGGAUGGGCAUAGUCUACGUAGUUUGCCCGAUGUAUAUCGGCGAAAUCGCGGAUAAGAAGAUUAGAGGUGCUUUGGGGACCUUUAUUAAAUUGAUGGUCACCUUCGGGGAGCUUUACUCCCACGCUGUUGGACCCUUUACGGGAUUUCACGAACUGACCUGCGCGUGUUUAUUGAUUCCGCUCGUUUUUUUUAUGACUUUUAUAUGGAUGCCUGAAUCGCCGUACUAUCUAGUGAUGAAGGGUAAACACCAAGAGGCAGAAGAUUCUCUCAAGACACUCAAGAGGUACAGUACCAAAAACGGCCUCCAGGAAGACAUGGACCAGAUGACCAAAGCAGUGUUAAUGGACAUGAAGAGCCGAGCUGGCUUCCGCGAUAUUUUCAUGACCGAGGGUAACCGCAAAGGAUUAACAAUUUGCUUUGGUCUCCAACUAAUCCUCCAAUUCAGUGGAAUCGCGGCGAUUGAAUCGUACACUCAAGAAAUAGUAGCUCCAAGCGAGUCAGGCCUAGCUCCAGGAAUCUCAGUAAUUAUCCUGAGCGUCUGCCAACUGGUAGCAGGGCUGGGCGCUGCUGUCCUGGUGGACAAGCUCGGAAGAAGACCUUUGCUAUUGAGCACUACCUUGUGCGCAGCUGUGGUUCUUAUGGUCAGCAGCGCCUUCUAUAUCCUUAAAAUAGAACUCGGGUGGCCUCUAAAAGGCCUCGGUUGGAUACUAGACUCUUCCGUGAUCCUCUAUGAGUUCAUAAUCGCUUUAGGACUGAACCCUCUGCCUUAUAUGAUGCUCGGCGAGCUCUUUCCGACAAAUGUCAAAGGAGUUGCUGUCUCUAUGGCCAAUAUUUGGGGCUCCAUGCUCGCAUUCUUCGUCGCUAAAAUGUUCCAAGUGGUAACAGACACUUGUGGAAUGUACGCCAGCUUCGCUUGGUUCGCUGCUUCUUGUGUGCUUGGUCUGGUUUUCAUUCAGUGGUUCGUUCCCGAGACCAAGGGCAAGUCUCUCGGGGAAAUUCAAGACGAACUUAAUUGCAGGAAGAAGGUUAAGACUAUUAAUCAGGAGGUUUAUAUUAAGACGAUUGAUUUUUAGGUAAAUUUUCUGGAAUUUUUCUCUAUUGGAUUUUUUAGGAAAUUAUUAACAAUUUU
Cotesia glomerata is the source of this 2091-nucleotide messenger RNA. RefSeq names its product facilitated trehalose transporter Tret1-like. Gene Ontology annotation, biological process: transmembrane transport; carbohydrate transport. The transcript is spliced from 4 exons. The coding region runs from base 677 to 2035 and encodes 452 amino acids. Gene Ontology annotation, molecular function: sugar transmembrane transporter activity. Lineage: Eukaryota; Metazoa; Arthropoda; Insecta; Hymenoptera; Braconidae. Gene Ontology annotation, cellular component: membrane. The record is from RefSeq and is a predicted model, not a curated record.